Messenger RNA from Entamoeba invadens IP1, 720 nucleotides. RefSeq lists its product as hypothetical. Lineage: Eukaryota; Evosea; Mastigamoebida; Endamoebidae. The transcript has a single exon. The record is from RefSeq and is a predicted model, not a curated record. Bases 1 to 720 code for a protein of 239 amino acids.
AUGGGAGAUAUAGAAGAGAUACGACAAAGAUAUAAUACACGUGUUGAUUUUAAAUUUACACCGAAUAUAUUUCUGCAACUGUUGAAUGAAAAGAAGUUAUUAGAACAAAGAAAGAGAGAGCGAGCCGAGAAAGGGUUAGUACGGACGUUUGUGUUGAUAAAAGUCGAGAAGGAGGAGAAUUCGACGUUGCGACUGAAUGUUGAACGGAGUUAUGAUGUGCGAAAUGUUAGUGUAGCACUUUAUGUGAGUGGGGAGAAUGUUCCUUUACUUCAAGAUGUUACUGUUGAGAAUGGGAAGCAAACGGUAGACCUUUCUAUAGGUAAUAUACACGGGUAUGUCGAUAUAAAAGCGUUGGUCAAUAAGAAAGUAGUUGGUCAGUUGUGUUGUGUUGGUAUUGGAAAAGCAAAGGAAAGAGAUUGGAUGUCCGUGCAAGUCACAACACUCAGUACUUAUCCAUUACUUGUCGAACAAAAUCGAUUUGGAGUGGUCUUCACAAUUCAAGACAUGAGCGAAGAAGGAGACCAGCUUUUCAUUUAUCAUUCACACCAUUCAAAACAAAGUGAUACAAUGGUAUUACCAUCAAUCACCCUCAAAGCAGGAACAAUUAAAUGGUUCGUCCAAUUACAAAAGGGAGAAUAUCUGGCUAAGUACUACAGAGCACCAGUAUCUACUGUGGGACCUACUUCACCUUAUGUCUCUUUUAUGGAAUUCAAAAUUUGA